Molecule: messenger RNA, 1006 nt
Organism: Rhodamnia argentea
Lineage: Eukaryota; Viridiplantae; Streptophyta; Magnoliopsida; Myrtales; Myrtaceae
Exons: 2
Coding region: 19-765 (248 amino acids)
Source: RefSeq, a predicted model, not a curated record
UUUGCCAUCUCCCUUAACAUGCACCAUCUCCUCUCCACCUCCUCCUCCUCCGUCUUCUUCACAAGCGCCACUGCCAUGCCUACACUCAACCCCUCAAAACCCAACAACAACAACCACCACCACCACAGCAAGCCGCCGAACCCCAGCCCCGGCGGUCUCUCCGGCCACCACCAUCCCUCCUCCCUCUGCACCCACUCCCCCUCCGCCACCCUCGACCUCCUCAUCCUCGUCCUCGUCCUCUUCUCCGGCGCCUUCCUCGUCUCCUCCUACUUCUCCUACAUCUUCAACUCCCUCUCCCUCCUCCUCUCCCACCCCGCCACCACCGCCACCAUCCACCUCCGCCUCGAUCUCCCCGUCGUCCCCUACGCCCUCGGCUUCGCCGCCUUCUUCGUCGCCGCCGCUGCCCUCCUCGAGUGCUGCUGCGGCGCCCGCUCCCGCCGCUGCGACCGCCCCGGCUGCAAGGGCCUCAAGAAGGCCAUGGAGUUCGAUUUGCAGCUCCAGACCGAGGAGUGCGUGAGAUCGGGCUCCUCCAAGGAGAUCGACCGCCUCCCUUGGAAGGGCGUUACCGAGUCAAACCCUGAUUACGAGUGCCUCCGCGCCGAGCUCCGGAAGAUGGCCCCUCCCAACGGCCGCGCCGUCCUGCUCUUCCGGGCACGCUGCGGCUGCCCCGUCGCCAAGCUCGAGGGCUGGGGGCCCAAGAAGGGCCGGCGACACAAGAAGGCCUUGGCCGGUGUUGCUCACAAUGGGAAAGGAGAUAAGGGUUGAUUGUGGCGAUCGCUCUGAGGGGUCUGCCCGACAUUUCUACCAUCAUGUCCACCUCUCAGAUUCCAGUGCCUUGCUUCUUUCUGGAAGACCGCUUUAAUCUUAUAGGUCAUAUCUUCUUCAAUUAUGUCUGGGAAAAAUACCUUCCAUGUACUGCACAUUUCCAACUCAGUUGGAAGGACACACCACAAUAUGAUGCGAAUAAGUUCAUAAAUAACAGCUCAGAAUAUCGAAAUUGGUUAUA